GUUACGUCUAAUUAUUCUUUUAAGUAAAUAAGCGCCCAAUUGGCCUAGCUACAAAUAAAAGAUUUCGCUUCCAGGCGUUAUAAAUAAUUCAUUAAUACUGUAUUCAAAUUAUAGUAAAACGUGUGAUGUCACAAUUUCUGACUUUUUUUGUCAUCAGCUCGUUUUUCUUAUAGGACUAAAUGGCUGAACUAAUAAGCAUUUCCCUUAUGUUCAUUGUGAUCCCAUAGGACUAGGCCCACUAGACAUAAAAUUGCUUUGAUUUCCCUAGAUUUUUCUGCUUUUUUACCUCAUAUACUGUACAUUAAUGGAUUAUAAAAUGUUUGCAUCCAUUUUAUUAAUAUAUCGGCAUCUUUGGUUAGGUUUUCUUAAAGAUAAGCUUCAAAUAAUUUAUCAUCUGAUGACUCUUGAUAACGAUAUUCCUUUUCUCUUCAUAUCUUCCAGAUAUAUUAAUUUUUCAAUUCAGAAAUCUGUUUUAUCGGUACAAAAACUCGACUAAUCUGAUAGAAUUUUAUCAAAAAAACCAUCAAAUUUCAUUAUCUGUUACUUGUAAUUCUGUAUAAAAACUAAAAUUAUAUGUAAAUAGAUGUCUAAGUUAACAAUAGAAAAUUUUUAUGCUAUUAAAAAUAAAAAUAAUUAAGAUAUAAGUAAAGUAAUCACUUAAAAUGAAUGGUGUGUCUACCAGUGGCCAAGGGGUCUUUGUAACCUGAACACUGGGAGUUCGGUCGUGGGUUCGUGCCUCGCUCGGACGGGCUGGCCACGUUUCCGUGUUUUCUCCACGUCCGUAACGACUAAAUAGGGACCAGUUUCCCCUAAAAAAACCUCCCGGAAGUCAUCUCCCCCUAGGCAGAUCGCCCAAGUGUUGCGUUGCCAUAACAAAAACCAAACAAACUUAAAAUGAAUGCAAACAAGCGCCCAGGCGGCAUCGUUGGUUUACUUGAUAAAAUCAUAGAAAAAAACUAUUAAUUGGGCUGCAAUUUGAAAAAAAAUUGUAGAUAAAUUCCCAAUGUCAUCCGUCCACCUUUCUGUCUGUCUGUUUAUCUGUCCUUUUUAAAUCUCGAGAACGGUAUUAGAUAGAAGAAAGUCCAUGCCAGAUAGGGCAGGAGGCUCAAUUAAUUACAUACGAACUUCCGGUCUAAACUGGAAUUUACGUGAUUUCAAUUCAAAAAAACUUCCUCUUAAAGCAGUUAAUAGAUGACUGGCAUUACUCUACUGUUAAAGGAAAAGUAUGAUGUACAGGGGCAAGCCACAACAAAUUUGAGAUGGAGAGCAUAUAUGGGAGGUGCAAAAGUAGGUUACAGUUGUUAUUAUGGAAGAAAAAACAUACAGGAAGAAAAAACCUUUUUUUAUGUACAAAUUAAAUCACAAGUAAGGAAACUUCAUUUCGAUGUUUGUGGAAAGGCUACCGAAGGAGGCAAAAUGGCAAUAAAUUGGUAUGCAAGACAAUUAUCCAAUUUUCCAGUCGUAAUUAUUUUGGGAGCCGGCUGCCUGUCGUUCGUCUUCACUAUAACCUCCAUUCUAUCAUUCGGUUUUCCUUCGUUUAAAGAUCCGAUAUUGGGUUUCGAAUCACGUGGUACCGAAUUGUCUCAGAGAACCACAGCAUGGAAGCACCUGAUGGAAAAUUCCGGUUGGAACGGAUCUCUCAGCAUGUAUCCGACCAGAAACGAAAAUCAGAUUACAUCCAGGAGGGAUGACAGUAGAUCGUACUUGCCUCCUUUAUCCGCUAAUGCAACCACCAUUAUUCUAGAGAAUGAGAAGGAAAGCCUCAACGAAUUCAUAAAUGGUAGAAUGAAGAACAACCAAGCUAACGACAGAUCCAAUUUUUUCUGUAAAGAUCCAGGAAGAGGGAACGUUCGUGUCGUUUUUCAGUCUUCUGUAGAAAACAGCAAUCUCUUUACUCUGAAAUCGUUGUUAUCUAUCUGCGAUCUUGAUUAUAAGAAGCUGAGGAACGAUGCACACUUCAUCGAUCUCUGCAGCCACGACGGAUCUCACGACUGCUGUCGAAGUUGGUCUCUUCCCAAUUAUGUGGCCCUCCUCACCAAUCAUUCCUACUGCAAAGACAUCACACGAGACGACGUCUCCUACGUUCUGAAAGUACUGAAAAAUUGUGCGGGCUUUUAUCACGAUUUAAAACUAAGCCACGACUGCACCAGUAAUCCUAACUUGUGCGGGGGUGUACCUCACGAAUGCACUCGACAUAAUGCGGUUUAUAACAUCCUACACUUCUUGGCCGAUUCCAAAUUUCUGAUUUCCAAACGCGGAGACGAAUCUUCUAUAUCUUCUGUUUUAACUUACACCACAGUCUUCCUACCCAUUCAUCAGGGGAUCGAAUCCCUCGAUUACUAUUACGAUCUUCAACAGAAAGAACUUACAGAUGGGGUGACGGAGGUUAUAGGGAUGGAAUUUGGAUUGAAGCACGUUUUACUAGAACACGGGCUCUACCACGACGCCAUUUUCGCAAUUAUAGCUGUACUCGUUGUGUUUUUGUGUAUUUGGAUGUUCACUACAUCAUUCCUGUUGACGUUAAUGACAGCUAUUGCCUUGACAUCCGCUCUAGGAACCACUUACUUCGUGUACACAGCGGUGUUUAGGAUACCGUAUUUUCCUCUGAUGAAUGUCCUGUCGGUUAUUAUUCUAAUCGUUAUAGUUACGACAGACGUAUUUGUUUAUAGCAAGACGUGGUUAUCGAUAAAGACGGAUAAGUCAAAUGGAAUAACGACAAAAAUUGUACGAGAUACUCUCCAGCAAUUCUGUCCGUCCAUGUUGAUUAACAAUAUUACAAUCGCUGCAGCUUUGUAUAGUAACAUGUGCAGCAGCGUUACUGUCGUCAGAUGUUUUAGUAUAUUUACAGGCACAGCGGUGAUCGUAAAUAUGCUUCUUACUUUAAUCUGGCUUCCAGCAUCACUCAUCAUUAUAGACAGAUGGUUCUCUAGCACGUGUUGCAUCUGCAUUCCUCCAUUUGGCAUCUAUCUUCCUUAUUUCCAAAAAUUUCAAUGGUGCUCUUACGGUUGCAAUAUCUUAUGGAAAUUUCACUACGGUUUCACGGAUUCUUCCAGGGUCUUUUUUGAGAAAAUACUUCCGUGUCUCAUCAUCAAACCCAGAUGGUUUUGGCUGAUAAUACUCACCUCGCUGGCUAUGGGGAGUGCAGUCGUUGUAUUCUUUCAACCGGCUCUGUUGCUACCGAUCAGCAAAGAGAUGCAAAUAUUUGGGUCCGAACACCCCUUCGAAAAAUACGAUUUACUUCUUAAGCAGUUGUUCUGGUACGAGAAAGAAUCCGAUCAUCAGACAUAUCACAAUUUACCGAUUAGGAUAGUGUGGGGCGUGUUACCCGUGGAUAAUGGACACUAUCUUAAUCCUCACGAUCGUGGAAAUCUUGUCGUGGAUCGCAGUUUCCUGAUAACUUCUAGAGAGUCUCAAGAAUGGCUACUGUCAUUUUGUAAGAAGUUGCACAAUCAAACGUUUUGCAAGCCGACUUCUCAAAUGCCAAAAUCUAGUUGCUUCAUUGAAAAUUUCAAAUAUUGGAUGGAGAGAAUGUGCGUGGACGGUGUGUCUCAUCAGAAUAGGACCCCGUGUUGUCAGACGUCAAAAUUUCCUUACUCGGCCGACGUUUUCAAUUUAUGCAUUGGUGAAAUUAUCGGCAUUCUGCAUUAUACCCCGAGUUACAUCUUCACGUCGGGUGUUGCCGGUCCCAGAUUUUCUAAAGAGACGGGUGACGUUGGAGCUAUUGUUAUAGAAUACGGGAGCACAGUGUCUUCUACGGGCACUUAUGAAGAAAUCAAAGAAUUCGUUACUUCCGUUGAUAAUUGGAUGAAAUCUGCUCUGAAAGAUGCACCCGCAGGAAUGAAGAACGGUUGGUUCGUUAGUGACAUGGACUUUUAUAAUCUUCAAUCUUACUUAUCAAGUGGUACUCUAGCCAUAAUUGGAGUUGCUGUGGGUGCAGUAUCACUUUCGUUACUCGUCACGACAAUGAAUCUGUUGAUUGCUUUUUGUUUAAUUGUUACAACCACUUCGGUUGUUUUAGUUACACUGGCUUCAUUUAUAAUCCUAGAGUGGAGGUUGCAAACGGUAGAAACCGUUUUAAUUACUGUAACAACUGGUCUAUCGGUGGAUUUAUCUAUCAGAUAUGGUACCUCUUAUCGAAAUUCUCCCCAAGACGAUAAAGAAGGAGCGUUGGUUUAUAGCCUUUCCAGAUUAAGCAGUCCAAUAGCAAUGGCAGCUGUAAGUUAUUUUCUAGCCGGAAUUAUAUUGUUACCGACAUCAAUUAUCGCAUUUUUACAGAUAGGUGUAUUUUUGAUAAAUAAAACAAUUAUAAGCUGGAUAUAUUCGACGUUCUAUCUUCAUUCUUUGUUAAGUGUACUGUCCCCGUGUAGAGAUUACUUCCAAAAUAAGCAGAUUCAACACGACAAAUCUCUCUACGCUCUAUCCGAAUCGACAGUUUCUACUUCGAGCAUAAGUUGCCCCUCGCAAGUUCAAGUGUCGUGCGAUCAUCACCAGUUAGAACCGUUAUCUGUUAACCGAAUAGGGACAAGGAGAAAUUACUCGAAGAAAGGAAGAUCUGGAAGCUUAUCACUCUUCAAGUGCGACGAUCCUUCUUGGUACGGACACCCCAAAAAACCUUCCAGGAAAGUGAGCCUUCCUGUGGUGCACGUUAGUAACCCGAUCGAUCCUAGCCCAAGACACGUUUCGGGUGCUACAAGCGCUACGACUUUGGUGGGUGUAGACGACGAUAGAGACUCAGUUUUAAACUGCCGAAAGGAACAAGAGAUGUGGUCACCUACGGAAAUACUAGUGUGAAUUCCAUCGUAAAAAAAGUAGCCUAAAAUGUACAUCUGUAGAUGAACGAAAUAUGUACAUCCGUAACCGGUUACGAGGUAAUUUUUUUUGUACAGUUAAAUACGCAGGAGCGUAAUCAACCUAUGUCGGGUAGAUAUGUAUAGUUUAUUCUUUAGACGUGUGUUUUCCACCUCAGAAAUGAUUGUUAAACUGACGAGAAAAUUUUAAUUUAGAGAGAUUUCACAUUAUAAAAAGUUGAUUAGUAUAACUGAAAUAUGUACCAUGUGUUAAUUACAGUUUAAUAAAAAAUAAUAAUAAUAAUAAUAAGGAAGAAGUUUCAUUAGGUAGUGUUUUCGAUGUAGCCAAGGGGAGGAAGGAUUCUUUUAAUAUUAAAAAUAAAAUAAAAUAAAUUUCAUCUCGUUUAGGAAGUAAUAUAAAGAAUUCAGAUGAAGAUAUUACAGUACCAUUAUUGAAAGACCUUAUUUUAUUUUAUUUUAUUGAGUUACAGAUCAAUAAAGUUAAUAAGCAAGAGAAUGUAGAGAAACGUAAUCCCAUCUUGUUAAGGUUGCCCGAAUUGUCCGAAUGGAGAUUAGGAACACGAAAUUUAUUUUCCAAGAAUAAAGGACAGAUAAUCCCCCUAUUCUAAAAGAAACCUUACAUAAAUAUGAGAAUUUACAUGGAAGAAAAACAUUAUUCUGAUAUCAGCGAAUGAUGCUGAUGCAUCUAAGCAUCGCGAGUAACUAAAGAAAGAGGAAAAGGACACGGUUAAUCCCCGUUUAAAAAAUUGAUAUAUAAAAAAAAAAUAUCAGUUUAUAAUCCUUACAUUUAUGUGAAUAGAUGAAAUUUUUGAUUUUUUAAAAAA
This is a messenger RNA of Centruroides sculpturatus (bark scorpion), 5632 nucleotides long. Its product is annotated as protein dispatched homolog 1-like. The transcript has 7 exons. NCBI's taxonomy places the organism in Eukaryota, Metazoa, Arthropoda, Arachnida, Scorpiones, Buthidae. The record is from RefSeq and is a predicted model, not a curated record. Bases 1192 to 4791 code for a protein of 1199 amino acids.